AUGGCCAAACUUUCAAGGAAUAUGGCCCUGUGGUUUUGGCUACUGGUGGUUAUGCAGCUGAUUUCACGGAGGACUCUUUACUUAAAAAGUACCGUCCAGAUAUAUACCAUUUACCCACUACCAACGGUGAUCAUUCUACAGGUGAUGGUCACAAAAUGAUUAUGUCCAUUGGAGGAAAGGCUACUCAUAUGGAAAAAGUUCAAGUCCAUCCAACAGGGUUGGUUGACCCGAAGGAACCUGAUGCAAAAAUCAAAUUUUUGGCCGCUGAAGCGCUUCGGGGUGUUGGUGGAUUGUUAUUAAAUGGUGAAGGAAAACGAUUCUGUGAUGAAUUAGGUCAUCGUGAUUACGUUACUGGCGAAAUUUGGAAAACCAAAGGACCUAUCCGUCUCGUUCUUAAUAGCAAAGCUUCAAAAGAAAUCGAAUGGCAUUGUAAGCAUUAUGUUGGUCGUGGUUUAAUGAGAAAAUUUUCUGGUGAAGCGUUGGCAAAGGAAAUCGGUAUUCCCGUACACCAGCUAGAAGCAACAUUUAAUGAAUAUAAUGAGAUUGCUUCCAAUAGGAAAAAAGAUCCUUAUGGCAAGAAAUUUUUCCAUAACACUCCAAUCUCGAUAAAUGAUCAAUUUCAUGGUGGAGUCGACAUAAAUGCAGAUUCUGAAGUCAGAAGUGAGGAAGGAAAAGUUAUUCCGGGACUAUAUGCCUCUGGGGAAUUAGCUGGUGGUGUUCAUG
Molecule: messenger RNA, 723 nt
Organism: Racocetra persica
Lineage: Eukaryota; Fungi; Glomeromycota; Glomeromycetes; Diversisporales; Gigasporaceae
Source: the annotation of a GenBank genome assembly